This is a messenger RNA of Myzus persicae (green peach aphid), 1565 nucleotides long. RefSeq lists its product as uncharacterized. NCBI's taxonomy places the organism in Eukaryota, Metazoa, Arthropoda, Insecta, Hemiptera, Aphididae. The transcript has 2 exons. The coding region runs from base 581 to 1492 and encodes 303 amino acids. The record is from RefSeq and is a predicted model, not a curated record.
UCAUAUUAAAUAAUUGAAACAACAUAUAUCAUAGAUCAUAUAUUAACUAAACAUAAAAAUAUCAUAAUACAUGUUUUAACAAUGACAUAGGUAGAAUACAUAUACAAUAGAAUGAUUAUUAAUAACGUUAAUAAAAAAUAUAUACAAAUUUGAACUAUAUACUAAAUGAGGUUAAAUACUUAUGAAUUAAUUAUCAAUAGAUUAUUUAAAGCAAUUAUUUAUUAUAAACUUAUAUGUCGCAUAGUUGAUUAAUGGGUAUAUUUCUAAAAAAAUUUUAUAUUCGAAUGGAUAUCGUGGGUGGGUGAAUGAGCAUUUAUAACAUAUAUAACCCCACCGCUUAUUUGAAUAUACAAGUCCAUCGGUUAAGCUAGCCAUACACGUUCCGGUUUGCCGGAGAGGUCGGACUGCACAGUUUAACCUGCACAGUUUUUACCGAUUUCCGAUGACGACAUACACGCCACGAUUUGCCGGAUACGCAGGACUGCGCAGUCACACGCUUUCCGGCCAAAAUAGUCCUCAGCUGCGGGUCGUCGAAUGUUCAAAAUAUUUUUCACAUUAUUUUUUUUAAUUCACGUACAAUAUGUCAGUCCUAGACGACGACGCCAUAGCUUUGGUAGGCUUAGCUCUAAUUCUUAAAAACAAAAAACAAAAAAAACGCGAAAAAUGGGCCAAAGAUUGGCUCUUAAAACGAAAAAUCUACAGCCAUGUCAAUUUAUUAAAUGAAUUGAGAUUCGAACCACUGGAUUUCAAAAAUUAUUUACGAAUGGACGAGGAUACUUACCGUAAUCUACUGUCAAUGGUUGCGCCUUUAAUACAAAAACAAGACACUGUAAUGCGUAAAAGUAUUUCACCGCACGAGAGGUUAGCAGUUACCCUAAGGUUCCUCGCAACUGGAAGGACUUACGAAGACUUAAAAUACACUUCAAUCAUUUCAUCUCAAGCACUUGGAAAAAUUGUUCCAGAGACCUGUGAUGCUUUGUACCGAGUAUUACGUAGGGAAUAUUUAACGUUUCCUACAACUGAAGAAGAAUGGAAAGACAUUGCACAAUUAUUCGAGGAACGUUGGAACUUUCCACACUGUAUUGGUGCGCUCGACGGAAAGCACAUAAAUAUUGUUCCACCAGCUGGAAGUGGAUCCGAAUUUUUCAAUUAUAAAGGCCACCAUAGCAUGGUUCUCUUAGGUUUAGUAAAUGCAAAUUAUCAAUUUCUAUUGGUAGAUUUUGGAACAAAUGGCAGAAUUUCUGAUGGGGGUGUUCUUCAGAAUACAACGUUUUUCGAAAAACUACUAAAUGAAGAAUUAAACAUUCCUUGCGCAGACAACAUUGAGGGAAGUUCCAAGCAACUACCAUAUGUUUUUGUUUGCGAUGAUGCCUUUCCGUUACGAACUGAUAUGCUUAAACCGUUUCGACAAUCACAUUUGGAUUGUUAUGAAAAAAAAAAUAUUCAAUUACAGGUUAAGUCGUGCACGACGAAUCGUGGAAAAUGCAAAUAGUGCAAAACAAGUACGAGAAAAUUUUAUGAAUUAUUUCUGUAAUGAAGGCACCGUGCCAUGGCAAAAUAAGUUU